ACCAGGGUGCAUCGUAAAAUGAAAAGGUGAAGAUUCACUUUGACUUGCAUUUUAAACUUGCUUAUAAAUAUUUAAAAGUUUUAAUUUUUUAUGUAAUGAUGUGAAAGCUAUAAUUAAUAUAAAUUGUGCGUGUUUCGCGUUGCUGAUUGAUUGCACUGAUGAGGAAAUUACUUUCUCUGCUUAACUUAGCAUUCUUGAAUACAACAACAUAUGUUAUUUAUAUUGUAUUUGUUUUCUUAACAAUGCAAUAAAUAGGACAUCAGAUGCAUAUAAAUGCACACUUACGUGAAUAACAAUUUGCUUGGUGCUUCCUGAUUGAUGUAUAUUUUUAAAUAUUUUUAAAUCAAAAUGAGUAUUGCUCUAGUAUCCGAAUACCUAAAAACCUAUGAAGGAAGGGAUAAGUUUUUAAGAACAUUAUCUUAUAUGGCAAAAUUGGCUACAUUGGGUGCUUCUUCAAAGGAAAUGGAAAAUAAGUUAAAAAUAUUUGGUAGCCAAAUGAGUGAAUGUAGGGUAAUUCUAAGAUUAUUAGAUGAUAUACCAAUGAUACAUUAUGCUCUAUCAUAUGGUUGGGGAAAGGAGGAGCCAGAUUGGUUGAUCAGAUGGGCAGAACUGAUACAGAUUGCAGUGAAUAUUGUAUUUUGUCCAGUAGAACACAUUUCUUGGGCUGGUACACGUAAAUUAAUUAAACUUGAUGCUAAAGCAUGGGAUAAUGCUACAACAUGGUUUUGGAUCAUUUCUCUACAUUUGUCACUGGUGAAGUCCCUAAGAAAACUAAAAAAGUUUAACAAUUAUAAAACACAUCUUUCUGAAACUAAUUAUGAUACAAGAAUAGCUCUAAAAACUAUAAGUAAACAAAGAUCAAAUGAGCUAUUGACCUGCAUAAGAUUGAUAUUAGAUAUAAGUUAUGCAAUAAGUUACUUACCACCUGGUAUAUUUUGGGGAGGUCAAUUAAAAACUUGGCAUGUAGGAGCACUUGGAACAAUAUCUUCUUUGAUUGGUUUGUAUCAAGCACUAAGAAAACGAUCAGAAUGUAAGAAGUAUUUUUGAUACUUAAUGUAUAAAUUAUAUAGAACAGUAUUAGAUACUACAUAUGAAUUUACAACAAAAAUCGUGAUCUUUAAUGUUAUUUUUACCUCUACUAGAAGUUUUUCCUUCUAGCAGAAAAUAAUUUGCAAUAAAUAAUACACAUAAAGAAACCCUAGUCUCAUUGUUUUAAUUCUUUGAUAUAAUUUCGUAGAUUAUAAAACAAUGCUAUGUUAACAUAAUAAAGAACAAUUUAUUAUUUUUAAUAUAUUAGUUUUGUGUUACAAGGUAUGCUUUAACAAGGAUUCGUGUAAUAGGAAAAAAGCUAGAGCAAUACAAAUUAUUGAUACUCGGAUAAAGCUUACUUGUUUUUAUGCUAAUAAGUGUACUUAUAUAUGCUUAAUAGUAUUCGAAUCAGUUUUACAUGUGUUUCGAAUCUCGUUAUUUAUAAACAAUAGACAUAGGUUGUAUUAUCAAUAAAAGUGAAAGAAUAGGAGGCACUUUUCAUAUGAACGUAAAAAAAAUGGUAUUUUUGCUACCUAGGGCAUUGUGUAAUCGUUGCCUCACGUGUAGUUAAAUCUCUUAAAAGUUUUAAGAAAGUUUGACAUUUUUUUUAAUAAUAGAUCACCCUAUAUUGUGUGGUUAUCAAUGAUUUAAAAAUAAUUUGUGUUUUCCACAUUAGAAUAAAAUCUAUGGAGAUUACAUUAAAAGGCACGACUUAUUAAAAGUUUGUAAACAAGAUAUUUUCGAUAAAAGAGCAUCUUUAAAAUUUCCAACGGCUCAUUGUCGUUUGGCCGCUAAUUCAUUUAGUUUCUUUUUAGUCUAAGAUUUUUGUUGACAUUCAUCUGUUUAGAAUCAUUCUUAUUGUUAGGCAUAGCAAUCCGGUUUUUUAACUAAAAACUUUAUGGAUACAUUCGAAGCUUCUGUAGAAUAUAUAUUUAUAUAUUAUUUUGUAUGUUGUAUUAAAGCACUUCAUAUGGGUAUCAUCCUAUGUAUAUAGUAAUCAUGUUAUUUGUUAAUUAUAUUUGAUGUUAUAACACGAUAUAUUUUUUGUAUUUGUUCCACUUUUUUAAAUCAAGCAAAAUUUCAAUGAUUUGGAAAUAUGAUUAAUUCUUCCCUUUCUUUAACACUUGUUAGAUACAACCAAUAAUAUAGCAGAGUAACUUGUUGAUUAUAUGCAUUUUCAAUUUUAAAUCUUAAUUUUUAUAUAACUUCAUGUUUGGAACAUCCACCAGUAAUAACAUAUAAUGUAAUGAAUUUGUAGUGAAACGAAUAACAUGACAUAAUAUUUUCAUGUUACGUACAAAUAAACGCUUAAUUUAUAAUUUAAAUAAAAUACUAUAAUUUAAAUCGAUCUGAAAACCAAACGAAAAAUAAAAAAGAUAAAAAUCGAUACUGAUUGAUUUGUAUUGUUAAUCUUUAACUUAUGGUUUUUGUUAAUACUAUGUGUUCAUCAGAUUCUUAUAAUGUAAUAACAUUUAAUAUUAAGCACUUUGCAUAAACACAUGCUUUUAAGGUGAGGAGCUUGGAAAGGGCAGGUUCGCUCGACAAAAUCAAUCUGUUUAACGAUUCAAAAAAAAAAAAA
Messenger RNA from Osmia lignaria (orchard mason bee), 2608 nucleotides. RefSeq names its product peroxisomal biogenesis factor 11c (gene Pex11c). Gene Ontology annotation, cellular component: peroxisomal membrane. Lineage: Eukaryota; Metazoa; Arthropoda; Insecta; Hymenoptera; Megachilidae. The record is from RefSeq and is a predicted model, not a curated record. Gene Ontology annotation, biological process: peroxisome fission.